GCGUUCGUCCCCGGGCCUGGCGCCCGCGUCCGGCCCGGCUCCGCGGCGGCCUGGUCCGAUGGCGCCUCAGCGGAGGGCCGCAAGCAAGGCGCCCGAGGGCAACGGAGCGGCCGAGCGCCGGAACCGGAGCAGCACCAAGAAGGACCGAGCCCCGCGGGAGGUGCAGAGGCUGUGGCAGAGGCCGUGGCUAAGGACCGCGGGCCUGGGGGCCGGCCUUGUGCUCACCGCACUCCUGCUCUGGAGCAGCUUGGGGGCCGACGACGGGGUCGCAGAGGUCCUGGCCCGCCGUGGCGAGGUCGUGGCAGGGAGAUUCAUCGAGGUGCCCUGCUCUGAGGACUACGACAGUCACCGCAGGUUCGAAGGCUGCACUCCCCGAAAGUGCGGCAGAGGUGUCACCGAUGUUGUCAUCACCAGGGAGGAAGCGGAGCGGAUUCGCAGCAUAGCUGAAAAGGGGCUCUCCCUGGGAGGAUCUGACGGAGGGGCAUCCAUUCUGGACUUGCACUCAGGGGCCCUGUCUGUCGGGAAGCACUUUGUGAACCUGUACAGAUACUUCGGGGAUAAAAUGCAGAACAUCUUCUCAGAGGAGGACUUCCGGUUAUACCGGGAGGUGCGGCAGAAGGUCCAGCUCACCAUUGCUGAGGCUUUCGGCAUCAGCGCGUCCUCGCUGCAUCUGACCAAGCCCACCUUCUUCUCCCGCAUAAACAGCACGGAAGCGCGGACGGCGCACGACGAGUACUGGCAUGCGCACGUGGACAAGGUGACCUACGGCUCCUUCGACUACACCUCGCUGCUGUACCUCUCCAACUACCUGGAGGACUUCGGCGGAGGGCGGUUCGUGUUCAUGGAGGAGGGUGCCAACAAGACGGUGGAGCCGAGAGCUGGUCACGUCUCCUUCUUCACCUCGGGGUCCGAGAACCUACACCGCGUGGAAAAGGUCCACUGGGGCACCCGUUACGCCAUCACCAUCGCCUUCAGCUGCAACCCCGACCAUGGCAUCGAGGACCCAGCGUUCCCGUAGCCGGCAGCUGGGCCAAGGUAACUUCAGGAGGGCCCGUGUGGAGGCAGCCGCACCAGUCGUGCGCCCGCCCCCACGUCCACCCGCUCCCGUUGCACAGAGUGCCUUAGGAAUUCUCUGAUUUUGAUUUGCUGACAUGUUAAUCUUUUCAUCCGUGAGUAAAUGAAGGGAACCAGCUUUUCACUUCUCCAGCAUCAUGUGUGCUUGGGCUGUAGGCCUGGGAGCCUGAGGUGGAGGCCAGCUCCUCCCUCAGGAAAGGGACCCAGCAGGACGGGGCACAAGUCCCCAUCUGUGAACGGACGGGACUCAUCCACCCAGGCCUCGUCGAGGUUCAGCAACCCCCCGGCCCAUCAAAGACUGGCUAAAGCAUCAGCCAUAAAUGGGGACAAACGUGGGGCCAGCAGCUUCUGUUCGGGGUCUCGGCAUCAGCAAACCGCAGCAGCUUUGGAGAAGGGUCCGUGAGUGGCGGCUCUGGAGGCAGCAACGGGGUCCUUUGGGGUGGGUGGGAGUUCUGCUGGAUUCAGGUGGAGGUGAACAUCUGCCGUUCCCACAGCCCUGCGUGCACCCCCAAUGCUGCUGGCCCACAAAUCACCGUGGGCCACGGCCCCACCACACCAGGCUUGGCCCUGUCAGCAGCCAGCAUCCCGAGGGCCAGGGUCCGAGUGUCCUCACCAAGGAGGCUCUUGGCGUCGCUGUGCCGGCUCCCAUGGGCCUUCUGCUGGGUUGAGGGUAGGUCGUCUCCUCCCCCUUUGCCCUGGCAUUAAACUGAUGGUCAGGCAUUAAACUGAUGGUCAGGCUGGGCGCGGUGGCUCACACCUGUAAUCUCAGCACUGCGGGAGGCCGAGGCAGGAGAAUCACUUGAGGUCAGGAGUUCAAGACCAGCCUGGCCAACAUGGCAAAACCCCGUCUCUACUAAAAAUACAAAAACAAAUUAGCCAGGCGUGGUGGCGCAAGCCUAUAAUCCCAGCUACUGGGGAGGCUGAGGCAGGAGAAUCGCUUGAACCCAGGGGGAAGAGGUUGCAGUGAGCCGAGAUCGUGCCACUACACUCCAGCCUGGGUGACAGAGUGAGACUCCAUCUUAAAAAUAUAAAAAUAAAGUGGUGGUCAGAGAAGCCCCAAAUAGACGAGCUGUGGAGAGGCCUGGGUGGGGUGGCUGGCAGGGAGGGCAGGCCAAGCCCAGUUUCUGCCCACAGUCACCUCGAGGUGACUGUCCAAGGCUUUGGGCACCUUCCCGGGAGGGGGACGGCUGCCCACCGAGUGGUGUUGAAGCCGGGCUCGCCUGGAUGCCCUGACCCAGCUGCCUGGGGAGAGCCCUGGGCCCCUCCUCCCUCAGCCCCUCCUGCCUCGGUCCCUCCUCUCUCAGCCUGUCUGGCAUAGAUCCAUGUUCCCCAGCCCCUGGCACAGGUGCCUCUGGCUGGAGGAGGCCCCACCUGUGGCCCAGGAGCUGCUCUGGGGGUUGAUAAAGAAAGGGCAGCGUUAUUGGGCCCUGGGAAUGAGCGGGCGUGAGGCCAGCUGAGGCAUGGUGACCCCUGGGAAUGAGCAGGCGUGAGGCCAGCUGAGGCACGGUGACCCCUGGGAAGGAGCGGGCGUGAGGCCAGCUGAGGCACAGUGACCCCUGGGAAGGAGCGGGCGUGAGGCCAGCUGAGGCACGGUGACCCCUGGGAAGGAGCGGGCGUGAGGCCAGCUGAGGCACAGUGACCCCUGGGAAGGAGCGGGCGUGAGGCCAGCUGAGGCACGGUGACCCCUGGGAAGGAGCGGGCGUGAGGCCAGCUGAGGCAUGGUGACCCCUGGGAAGGAGCGGGCGUGAGGCCAGCUGAGGCAUGGUGACCCCUGGGAAGGAGCGGGCGUGAGGCCACCUGAGGCAUGGUGACCCCUGGGUACGGGGGACUUGGGGGCCGCACCUCGGUUUGCCCAGGGCCCCUCCUGCACCACGGGCCACAUGCGGAGGACGGCGUGGGAUAGGCUCCCUGGGUCCACAGCUUCUGCCCGUGUAUGGGGAACCCUCCUUGGUCAGGGCUGCGGGCUCUGGGCAGAUGGGGCAGGAACCCUGAGGCUCCCGCGCCCUCCCAUGGCCUCUGACAUGGGACACUGGAGCGAGGCAUGAUUCUGAAGGACUCCAUGGAUCUGGGAGGAUGAGGCCCAUCUCCGGUUGGUGGCCAAAGCCGUCCUUGCGGGGCCGGCUGCUUCACGGACGCUCUCCGGGUCGGGCCGGUGGGCCCCAUCGUGGGUGGGAAGUCGCCUGAGCCUGGGCCUCCCUUGAGCUUCUCCCAGUCUUGACUUUCCGGAGGGUCCGUGGCUGUGGUCAUGGUCGGGGCAGGUGGAAAAUGCUGCAUGGAAACCUGAUCCUGUCACCUUGGAGUAAAUGAUGAUGUCGCCGGCUUCUCGCCACGUCUAAAGGAUAAAUGCAUUUGAAGAAAGUGGGUGUUGGGUUUGUUAUGGGUUAAAGUGCUUUUGAAAUAAGUAAAUUAUUAGUUUGAUUUUCA
Molecule: messenger RNA, 3498 nt
Organism: Pan troglodytes (chimpanzee)
Lineage: Eukaryota; Metazoa; Chordata; Mammalia; Primates; Hominidae
Gene: OGFOD3
Product: 2-oxoglutarate and iron dependent oxygenase domain containing 3
Exons: 9
Coding region: 59-1018 (319 amino acids)
Cellular component (GO): membrane
Molecular function (GO): oxidoreductase activity, acting on paired donors, with incorporation or reduction of molecular oxygen; L-ascorbic acid binding; iron ion binding
Source: RefSeq, a predicted model, not a curated record